Messenger RNA from Sinocyclocheilus anshuiensis, 3648 nucleotides. It is a transcript of the gene nckap1l, whose product is annotated as NCK associated protein 1 like. The record is from RefSeq and is a predicted model, not a curated record. Gene Ontology annotation, biological process: cortical actin cytoskeleton organization; cell migration; cell projection assembly. NCBI's taxonomy places the organism in Eukaryota, Metazoa, Chordata, Actinopteri, Cypriniformes, Cyprinidae. Gene Ontology annotation, cellular component: SCAR complex. The coding region runs from base 75 to 3194 and encodes 1039 amino acids. The transcript has 28 exons.
UUGGCGUCGCCUUGAUCUCUGAAGACCUCAGCGUUCACUGUUUCACUGAGGAUCAUAUCAUCUGGAAAGGGAUCAUGGCCUACCAGUUCAAACUGGCUGAAAAACUGGUCAUACUCAAUGACCGGGGUCAAGGAGUGCUGAUCAGGAUGAACCACAUUAAAAAGGUAUGCACAGACCCAAAGCGAAGACCAUCAUACUUUACUGACAAAAGCAUGGAAUCUGCCAUAAAAUACAUCAACAGAAAAUUUCCCAACUUUGACAUCAGGGGUGGCAGUCAACAUCUGAGCAACAUACAGAAGCAGAAGUCAGCCGUAUUGGAGGGCCUGCACAGUUAUUACGAGUCCUUCAUAGAUGUCAUGGAGUUCAGGGACCAUGUUUAUGAGUUGCUCAACACAAUAGAUGCCAGCCAGUGCUACUUUAACAUAGCUGUAAAUUUUGACUUCACCAAGAACUACCUGGACCUUAUCGUCACCUACGCCUCAGUCAUUUACAUGUUGUCUCGCAUCGAUGACAAGAAGGCAAUUGUCGGAAUGUAUAACUGUGCAUAUGAGUUCUCAAAUGGAAACAGUGAUCCCUCAUUCCCUCGACUUGGUCAGAUGCUUAUAGAGUACGACCAUCCCUGGAAAAAGCUUUCAGAGGAGUUUGGUCCCCACACCAAGUCUGUGACAGAGGCUCUCCUCUCACUGCUCAUGGUGUAUCCGCGGAGGAAUCUUUCUGCUGACCAGUGGCGCAGCGCUCAGCUCUUGUCUUUGCUGGCAUCCCCCGCUGCCAUGCUCAGCCCUGCAUGCUGUGACACAAUGGCUUGUGAGUAUCUGUCCAUGGAGGCGAUGGAGCGCUGGAUCCUCAUUGGCUUCCUGUUGUGCCAUAGCAGUCUAAAUACCAAUGCUAACUCUCAGAAUUUUUGGAAGAUGGCCCUCCGUAACGGCCUGUACAUCACAGUCAUCAGAGACGAGGUUCUCAACAUACACAAGCUCUCGGAGGACUUCUUCGACAGUCUCAAAGGAUACAGUAAGCGCAUUCCUGACAUCAAAGAAUGUAAAGAGUAUGUCAUCAUUAACUGCGGGGCACUGCGGAGAGAGAAGCGCAACUUCCUGAGAAAUGCCCUGAAGGAACUUACCAAAGUUUUGGAAGAUGAACCUGCAUUGCUUGGACCCAAGGCUUUGUUUGUGUUCAUGGCGCUGUCGUUCUCCCGUGAUGAAGUGCUCUGGCUUGUGCGUCAUGCUGAGAACAUCCCCAAAACCAAAACCCCGGAGGACUACGCAGAUUCCCAGAUGGCAGAGCUCCUCUACUACAUGGAAAAGCUGCGCACUCUAUUGGCUCAACACAGAUAUGUUAUACAACGCUACCAUCUUCAGUACUUGUCACAGUAUGAUGCUCUAGCGCUGAAUGACACCAUUCAGGGAAUGUACGUCUGUCCGGAGGAAGAAUCAGUUCUUAUGUCAUCAUUUGUCUCAACUCUGUCUGCAAUGCUUCUCAUUUCAGGGAAUGUACUGGAUGCAGGAGAAGAAUUUGACCUGAAACCAUUCAGACUGGACUGGUUAAGACUGCAGGCUUACACCAGUAUUGGUAAAGCUCCUCUGGCACUCAAGGACUACCCUGAGCUUGCCAAGGUCAUGAACAUGGCCCAGUUUCACACUAGGAUGAUGGACAAUGUGAAUGAACUCCUCUGUGAGACGGCUGAUCUCUCUAUCCUCUGUUUCCACGCACGUGUGUUUGAGAAGCCGUUCUCUCAGAGCAGUGAGGAUGUGUCCAUGCAGCGCAACCUUACGGCUUUCCCGGUCAUCUGUUCACACUUCAGUCAGUGUCUCCAUCCUCUCUGUCCAGAAGAGACUGAAGAUAUAGAGAAUCAAAGCUUGAAGCUGUGUGUGACCUUUCUGGAGGAGAUUUCCCAUCAGACGUGUACGGCUGUGCUGGAGAUAUGUGCUGAACAGUGUAACCUACAUGAGAAGUUAUUGCCCAAACACAGUGCUGAGACCAUCAGUACAGCACGCAAUAAAAAACUGAAGAAGUCGUUACCAAAGAAAGGAGACGUGCCUAAAGAGAAACCAGGGACGGAAAGCCUCAGGAAGGACAGAGUCAUCGUCACAAAUCUGGAUAAGAUGCACCAGGCACUGACAGAACUGUGCGCUUCCUACAGUAUCUGUGCUGAUUUCACCGUGUUCAAACACAUCAUUGUACCUGCUGAAUUCCUGCUCGCACAGCUGGAGAUCAGACUCAACAAGGUUAUUGUGCAGAUGGCCAAUUAUAACCAGAGAACUCACGAAAUCGCCCAACCCUCUGACCUGCUGGCUGGGAUUCAGGCAUAUGUUACAAGUCUGCACAGCCUCAGCUGCUACAUCAACAUUGAUGUCACAAGACUGGUAAAGAACGUCUUGUUGCAGCAGAUGCAACCGCUGGACUCAUAUGGAGCACAGACCAUCACAACACUCUAUAUAAAUUGUUUAUAUAUAUAUAUAUUUAUUUAUGUAUUUAUGUAUUUAUUUAUUUAUUUAUUUAUAUCAGGCAGUGAGAAUGUUUUGAAGAAAAUGACCAUUGUUGGUGUGAUUCUGUCAUUUCGCUUCAUGAUCCAAGAUGCUCUCGAGGAGAUCAUGGACAGACACUGCCCGUUUCUAAUGAGACCCAUCAAAUGUCUAAAGGACUUCAUCUACCCUGACGGUGACAUCAAGGUGACACUCGGUGUGUAUGAAAUGGCUUCGGCAGCUGGUUUGCCAUGUGAGAUCGACCCUGCGCUGGUUUCAGCCAUAGCAAACAUGCAGACAGACAACUCAUCCAUUGAGGAGGAGUUCAAAAUCACCUGCCUGCUGCUGGUUUUUAUAGCUGUGUCUUUACCCACCCUGUGCCUGGAUCCAAACUCAUUCUACAGGCGAGAACGUGGAGGUCACCAAAACAACAUUCAUUGCUUGGCAACUGCAGUUAACCAUCUUGCUGCAGCUAUGUUCACUGUCCAGAGAAAAAAUAUCCAGACUCAGCUUCAAGAAUUCCUGAAGGUGGCAUCAUCUAUCUUACUGCAGUUAGGUCAGAAUGUGGAGCGAGUGGAAAUAAAGAACAGAGAUUCAGUUUAUCUCCUUCUACACAUGAUAGUGGAGCAGUCACCGUUCUUGAGUCAAGACAUGCUGGAAAUGUGUUUUCCAUAUGUACUCCUAAGAAAUGCUUACAGAGAGGUGCACAAGACCUUCAUCCACACUAUGGGCUAAACUUAUGAGGAUGUGAAAUCAUGAUUUUGUUUUUAUUUAUCAUAGUUAAAGAAUUUAAAAUGAUAUUCAGCUGGUUCAAUUUUUAUUGUGGAUGCCUGUAUUUAAAUAGAUUCCAGUGGACUCUGCUGAAACUGGGGGGAAAUAACAAUAUAUAGAAAGGUGUUAGGAGAAUUCAGCUGAAUAUAUUAAUCAUUUAAGAUUUAACCUAGUUUUCAUUACGAUUAAUAACUGUAUUUCCAAGUAGAUCAUUCUCACAAGCUGAUGCAUUAUACAAAUUCAAUGAUAACCAUAAUUUGUACAUUUUGUUUUAUCUACUUUGUUGCCUCAGAAUAUAAGCAGAAAACCCUCUAUAAUGCUAAAAUAAUUUCUAGACAAUGACUGUGUUGUACAAUGAGUGUGACUGAGCUGUACAUUGCACAUUUGUAUUUGUUUAAACGCAUUUAAAUUAAAGCUU